CCCCGAAGUCGCACUUUACAUGCAUGGUUACUUCCGUGUCCCUCAGGCAGUCUGGCUACUUGAAGCUUCCGUGUUUCGAAGGCUAUCGUGGCCGGAGAGCUGUGGAGAUAUGCGGUCCAUCCCCGAAGAUUUAGCUGCACUCGUCUCAGAUUUGGAAACCUUUCUGGCAGACGUCCUGAAAGGUGAGAAUUUGAGUAAGAAGGCAAAAGAGAAAAAGGACGCUUUUAUCAAGAGGAUCAAGGAUAUCAAAGCCAGUUACCCUCAGGAUUUCAAGGAUAAACGAGAUGAAGAGUGGGAUGAUCUUGAUGAAGCAGACAGCAACAACGAUGGCGGAUCACUGCACUCAGAGCGAACGGAUAGAGAUGAAGACACGGCAUAUGAUGGAGUUCAGCAGGCACCUCCUGUGGCAGCUCAAGAUCUCCAAGCUGUCUUCAAGAGUGGCUACCUAGAGAAACGCAGAAAAGAUCACAGCUUUUUUGGCACGGAGUGGCAGAAGAGAUGGUGUGCUUUGAGCAACCGCACAUUCUAUUAUUAUGGCAGUGAGAAAGAUAAGCAGCAGAAGGGAGAUUUUAAUAUUGAUGGCUACACUGUCAAACUGAACAACACCCUUCGCAAGGACUCUAAGAAAGACUGCUGCUUUGAGAUAUCCGCUCCCGACAAACGUGUUUACCAGUUCUGUGCUGGCUCACAAAAAGAAGCAGAAGAGUGGGUGGAGCAGAUAGGCUUCGUCAUAAAAGAUAUGGAAGGCAUCAUUCCUUUGGAGGAAGAGGGAGAAACCUAUGAUGAUUGCUUAACUUUGAGUGCAGCAACCAUGCCUGAACCAAUUGAUGAGGACAUCUAUGAGGAACUUCCUGAGGACGAGAUACCUCUUCCAAAGAAACCAGUACUGCAGCCAGUCAGCAAACCCCCUGUAGCAGCACCAGUGACAGUGGUAAAUAAGAACACUGACUACAAGAACUACUUCCAAGGUUUGUGGGACUGCAGUGGAGACCAACCUGAUGAGCUAUCAUUCAAGAGAGGAGAUACCAUCUACAUCCUCAGCAAGGAGUACGAUACCUUUGGCUGGUGGGUGGGGGAGAUGAGAGGUGUGAUUGGCAUAGUGCCCAAAAACUACCUGACAGAGCUGUACAUUCUCUGAAGAGCUUGAACCUCUUCUCCCUCAGGGUCGCAGGUGGGGUGCUGGAGCCUUUCCCAGCAGUCAUUGGGUGGAAGGCAGGAUACACUCUGGACAGGUCACCAGAACAUCGCAGGGCAGAUGUGCAUCAUAUAUAUUUAUAUAUAUCUCCUCUCAAGUUAUUGCAUUUCAUGUUAAUUCCUUUUUGUUUCGUGGCAGUUUUACUGCUGACUGUAUCUAUAAUUACCAAAUCUCAACAGUACAGAUAAAACCCAUUUAUGUGAAAUGGAAGAAUUAAGACUCUCCAAGUUCAUUCAUUCAAAUAGGCUCUGCUGUAUUAAAAUGAUUUGAAGAGACUGUUUGCGUUCGUUUUUGUAUUUUAUAUUCAAACAGUAUUUUUCAAAGUUAAAUGUGGUGUUUAAGAAUUGUAUAAAAUCAAGUUUGAGAGAUGUGUUAAUUUUUGAGGGUUUUCAUGUUUGGCUCUGGCUAUGAAGUGUCUGUAUAAUGAAGAUUUUGUAUUUCAGCCACCAGGUGGCAGUAGAGAUUUAUUUUUAAGAAUUUCAGGCAGGCUCUUUGUUUUGAAUUCCAGAUAAAUGCCUUAAUUUAAUAAAUGUAAUAACACCAGCGAAAA
Molecule: messenger RNA, 1745 nt
Organism: Pygocentrus nattereri (red-bellied piranha)
Lineage: Eukaryota; Metazoa; Chordata; Actinopteri; Characiformes; Serrasalmidae
Gene: skap2
Product: src kinase associated phosphoprotein 2
Exons: 13
Coding region: 20-1138 (372 amino acids)
Cellular component (GO): plasma membrane; cytoplasm
Molecular function (GO): protein binding
Source: RefSeq, a predicted model, not a curated record